UAGUGGUCACAGAAAAUAGUGGGCAUGCUCACAAAUAAUUUUGUCCCUUAAGGGACUGUGCAAUUAUAGCUAUUAUUACAAUAAAAGCUAGCAAACAUAAUGAGAGGACUAUUACCUGUAAUCUGUGCAUCCUGAGCUGCAACUCAUGUUAGCAACUGUUCCGUCUAGGAGCCUUUGCCAACUGGAGAUAGUAAUUUAUUAGGGGUGGCUCUCUGUGGCAUGUGUGUGUGUGUAUGUGUGUGUGUGUGGCUAUCCAUGAUGGAGGGGUACGGAGGGCAAUUAGAUGUCUAACAGAUUAUGCUUGUGUUUUACAACCCCCAUGCCUGAGGGGAGGCACGACUUCUGCAACUUUUAAAUCUCAGCGCUGUGUAACCAGAGCUGAGUGGACGUCUUCCAAACCAUGUCUUUUCCUUUUCCCUCCUCCCUUUUGCUCCUCUAUACCUGUGCUGUUUGACUUCCCUCCUGCCGUCCCUCCCUCUCGAGUUUACCUGUGGCUCCUCUUCUUCCCUCCUUCCUGCCAGCUUACCUGUCCUUUUCCUCCCCCCUCUCUAUCUCUCUCUCUCUCUCUCUCUCUCUCUCUCUCUCUCUCUUUCUCUCUCUUGAUUCAGUCUCAGUAUAGCUUGCUGAGCAGCAGUAUGGAGCAGGGAUUGGGGAACCGUGCGGCGUCCACCAGCCCCUACAGCUCCGAGACCGCCUCCAACGUGCCCACACCAUCGUCCUACUCGCAGCCCAACUCCACCUUUGAGGCCAUGUCUCCGGCCCCGGCCAUCCCCUCUAACACUGACUACCCCGGGCCACACGGCUUCGAGGUCACCUUCCAGCAGUCCAGCACCGCCAAGUCAGCCACCUGGACGUAUUCUCCGUUGCUGAAGAAGCUCUACUGUCAGAUAGCUAAGACCUGCCCGAUUCAGGUGAAGCUUGCCUCCACUCCCCCGCACGGCAGCGUGGUACGAGCCAUGCCUAUCUACAAGAAGGCUGAGCAUGUGACCGAAGUGGUGAAGCGCUGCCCUAACCAUGAGCUUGGACGCGACUUCAACGAAAGUCAAUCAGCUCCAGCUAGCCAUUUAAUAAGAGUAGAGGGCAAUAACUUAUGCCAGUAUGUUGACGACCCCGUAACAGGCAGACAGAGCGUGCUUGUACCAUACGAAGCCCCACAGGUGGGGACAGAAUUCACAACAAUUUUGUAUAAUUUCAUGUGUAACAGUAGCUGUGUUGGUGGAAUGAACCGCAGACCCAUUCUCAUCAUCAUUACUCUGGAGACAAGAGAUGGUCAGGUGCUGGGUCGGCGCUCCUUCGAAGGCCGGAUAUGUGCAUGUCCGGGUCGAGACCGCAAAGCAGAUGAGGAUCACUUCAGAGAACAGCAGGCGCUGAACGAGAGCGUGGCCAAAAACGGAAAUGCUAAUAAACGCAAUUUCAGACAAACGCCUCCCAACAUCACCGGCCCUCCCAUCAACAUCAAGAAGAGGAGACAUGGAGAUGAAGAGAUGUACUACAUCCCAGUACGAGGCAGGGAGAACUUUGACAUCCUGAUGAAGAUAAAGGACAGUUUAGAGUUAGUGGAGCUGGUGCCACAGCAAAUAGUCGACUCCUACAGGCAACAGCAACAGCAGCUACUGCACAGACACGGUCACGUGACCUCUCCGUCGCCCUAUGGAACACCGUUGAGCAACAUGAACAAGGUCCACAGCAACAUCAGCAAACUUCCUUCAGUCAACCAGAUAGUGGCGCACCAGAGCCAUCAGAACGCAGGACCAUCUGCCAGCAUGGUGCACAUGGGUGCGAACAUGCUGGGAGGCCACCACAUGCAGUCGAACGGCGACGUGAACGGAGCACACACGGCACAGUCGAUGGUGUCGGCAUCUCACUGCACCCCGCCUCCUCCCUACAACCCCGACCCCAGCCUCAUCAGCUUCUUAACCAGCCUGGGCUGCCAAAACUGCAUCGACUACUUCACAUCGCAGGGCCUCCAGAGUGUGUACCACCUGCAGACCCUCUCAAUGGAGGAUCUUGGAGCUCUUAAGAUCCCAGAACAGUUCCGUUUGGCCAUCUGGAGAGGCCUUCAGGACAUGAAGCAGGGUCAUGAUUACGGCCAGCAGCUUAUUCGCUCCAGCAGUAACAUGGCCACCAUGGCCAUCGGGCCUGGAGGUGAACUGCAGCGGCAGCGUGUCAUGGAGGCAGUGCACUUUCGUGUGCGCCACACCAUCACCAUCCCUAACCGCGGCACCACAGCCGGAGCAGACGAGUGGCCAGACUUUGGCUUCGACAUGCCUGACUGCAAGACUCGGAAAAACUCCAUUAAGGAAGAGUUCGCUGAGAGUGACAUGCACUGAGAUGCUUCCCUAAAGCUCUCACAGAGAACCUGCCAGCUGCUUUACCUUUCUUUCUUUCUUUCUUUCUUUAUAACUGAAAUGGACAGUUCAACCUUGGUUUCUGUUUUUUCUUUCUUUCUUUUUUUAAAGCAGUUCCUUUCAAACCUUUUUUAUUUUUCAUUUUCUCACUUUUAUAACGUGUAAAUGCGACAGGAACUCCCCCUGAAAUUUUUGUUUUAAUGAGUAACUAGCAUUUUUUAUUAAUAAAUUCUAUCAACUACACUGUAUAUAGUAACUCACAUUAAGGGACACAGUAAAUGUUAGGACUAUUAUAACAACAACAGAGUUCACAUAUGAAUGUCUCAACGAAUGUAGACAACCUAUACAAAAUUCAAAACAAUCACAACCAAACCACAAGAAGAGGUUUUUGUGUGUGUGUGUGUGUGUGUGUGUGUGUAGCAUCAUGUUAUGUCUAGAUUUUGAAUGUUUCUGAAUGUGCAGUGGAAAAUAAAUCCUCACAGUAAUUUAAUCAUACUUUAGAGAAGGAAAGGAAUUCAAAGGGCUCCUUAGUAAGAUACAUUUGACAAUAGUGACAAUUAUAUAACAGUGUCAUAUCGAAUCGUUCAUUUCGUAAGUAUUUGAAAAGCGAUCUGUCAGUAAAAUGAGGUGACUAUCAAAAACGUGCAGCUCUGUUUAGCUUCAAGUCAAGAUGAAACGGUAAUGGAAAUCGCAUCAGUCCUGCUCAUAUGAAACCUAGUAUUAGUGAGUGUUAUGUUGUUUACUUGGCAUAAAAUUGACACGGGUUAGCUUUUGAAACGUGUUUAAAGUGCUAACUCUUGACCAGAAAAGUAAAUGUCCCUGUAUUGUGUGGUAUUAGCCUUGCAGGACAAGGUUUUAUUUAUCAUGUCAAACUAUUUCUCCAUCUUUUGAAAUAGGAAUCAUUUUGAUUGGCCGGAUUACACUAUUGAAAAUAUUUGUGCUAUUACACAAUUCUUCACCAGAACCCAGGCAUUUUUAUGUUUUCUUUUUUUAAAAAAUUGAUGUGUUUUUGUUCCUAACCCUGCUACAGACUGAAUUAUUGUAAUGUUAAUGUAUUUCUUCCAUUAGAUUAUGGAUCCUUCUUAACUGUGCAGUUUUAAUAAAUAUUUUUAGAGGUUUUGCUACCUGAAUAAUUAAAUACUUGCACUGCCACUGCAGUGUUACAUCACUUAACACCGCCUUGUUUGUAAAUGUAUAGUAUUAAGUAGAUCUCGUGAUAUUGGAUUGUAAUUCUUUUUCUUUUAACCCUUAUUGUAUAUAUUUUUGGUUACAAACAGGCAGUUUUACAUCACAUUUACUAUGAUAAGCGAUCACUUUAGCUUCACGAAUGUAACUAGACUGAAUGCGUAUAGGCAUUGUGAAAAGUAAAGACUGAAAGAGAAGCUUCUCAAAGCUGAUAAAAAGUUCAGUUAAUAUUCAUCGGUUAUCCUGUUUCACUAGAGUCUGAACAAUUCACGGUGCUCAAGGUUUUUAUUUUUUGCCAUCGGCGCUGACUAAAAUCCACAUCAGAAAGCACUUUAUUGCUUUUGUAUAUUGUAAACACUGUAAUAUUUUGAUUGUGAUCAGUAUUAUGUCAGGUUAUUCAUAAGAGAUUUUAUGAAUGUUUGAAAGUUGAGAUGUCUUUUCUUUAAAAAUAAAGAAACAAUUUUUGUUCAUUUCCACAUUCAUGAAAUGUUUGUUUGAAUUGUGUA
Molecule: messenger RNA, 4039 nt
Organism: Hemibagrus wyckioides
Lineage: Eukaryota; Metazoa; Chordata; Actinopteri; Siluriformes; Bagridae
Gene: tp73
Product: tumor protein p73
Exons: 11
Coding region: 234-2330 (698 amino acids)
Biological process (GO): protein tetramerization; regulation of transcription by RNA polymerase II; apoptotic process
Cellular component (GO): nucleus
Molecular function (GO): protein binding; RNA polymerase II cis-regulatory region sequence-specific DNA binding; DNA-binding transcription factor activity, RNA polymerase II-specific
Source: RefSeq, a predicted model, not a curated record